CUCUCUAUUUCUGAGCCAUGGAAACGUUUAUAUCUAGGAAGCGGCGACGAUCGUCCGUUUCAAACGAAGUGCCUCCGCGGGAUCCUAAAUGUGACCUUCGCGGCUCAACUGAUUUUAAUGAAGUUGAGUCGACAGAUUAUAAAUUGUCUAUUUUAAUAUCUCUCCAUCCCGAGAAGGACGAAGGAACGCUGCUGGAGACAUUACUGGCCUCUGAAGGUUCUGUCGAACGUGCACUAGAGUGUCUAAAACUUCCACCUAAAAAGAGGCCAGCAGCUUCAGCAACAAGUUACCAGUCAUCGCUCUCGUCCAUCACUAGGACCGGGAAGGAUGGGGCUACCAUAAAACAAUUAACGAAAAGGGGAAAAACAAUCCACCUGUACACCCCCGAGGAUAUUGAAGCCCACACGCCGUGUUCUAUAAUCUACAAUUUUCUCCCCUCAGAAGAAGCAGAUGCAUUACUCCAGGAAUUAGUAGACGAGUCGCCGACCUACAAGACGAACACGUUUCAGCUGUUUGAUAGAGUAGUCUCGAGCCCGCAUACCUUCUGCCUCUAUGUGGAUAGUUGGGACGAUGCAGAAAUGCAGAAGACACAAUAUGUCUACGACGGAAAAAAUGUCGAGGAUGUCCGCCGCAGCCUCCCCCGUAUGCGCGAUGCCUCCCACAAGGUGCGCGAAACUGUCAAUCAGGAAAUUACGAGGCGUAUACGGUCCUCCCCCACCGGCCAAAAACUCCACCACCAAUCCCCUCACCCCUGGGUCCCGAACACCGCCUUCGUGAACUGCUAUGACGGACCCCGCGAGAGCGUCGGCUACCACUCCGACCAUCUCACCUACCUUGGUCCGCGCCCCGUGAUUGGGAGUCUCAGUCUCGGAGUGGCGCGAGAAUUUCGUGUUCGCAAGAUCAUCGCGACGGAAGACGACGACAGUGGCGACAGUGACGCAGCUCGCAAGCGCGCCGACGCCAAAGCAGAUGCCCAAGGCCAGCUCUCCAUCCAUCUCCCACACAACUCGCUUCUCGUAAUGCACGCCUCCAUGCAAGAGGAGUGGAAGCACAGCAUCGCUCCCGCGCGAACCAUCUCCCCGCACCCAAUCUCGGGGAACAAGCGGAUUAACAUCACAUAUCGCCACUACAAGGCGAAUCUGCACCCACGCUUCACGCCCAAAUGUGGGUGCGGUGUGCCGACAGUGUUGCGCGUUGUGCAGAGGCAGGCGGGGAAUAGGGGGAAGUAUAUGUGGAUGUGUUAUGCGGGGUAUGUGCCGGGGAAGGAGGGGUGUAAGUUCUUUGAGUGGGCGGUGUUUGAUGAGGAUGGGGAUCCGCCGUGGGCCGAGGAGGCAAAGAGCAGUGAAAAGCAGAGUUUAAAUGCCGGAGAGCAGCUUCCAGGAGAAACUGAGGAUGAACGUAUGAAAGGGGGCGGAAAAGGGAAAGGAGAGGCGUUAAGUAGUGUAGAUGAGGGGUAAUUCAACUACAACUUCCCCAAUUCCAACUGACCUAUAACAUCAACCUAUAGUGAAGAAACCGACAAGAUUUUAGUUAAUACGAUGAGUUUUAUAAGCUGAAUAUUCCACCCCCCAAAGCUUCUUGAACGCUUGUGCAAACUGUUC
This is a messenger RNA of Pseudogymnoascus verrucosus, 1601 nucleotides long. RefSeq lists its product as uncharacterized. The record is from RefSeq and is a predicted model, not a curated record. The transcript has 2 exons. The coding region runs from base 18 to 1457 and encodes 479 amino acids. Gene Ontology annotation, molecular function: zinc ion binding; dioxygenase activity. Gene Ontology annotation, cellular component: nucleus. Gene Ontology annotation, biological process: DNA alkylation repair; DNA repair. Lineage: Eukaryota; Fungi; Ascomycota; Leotiomycetes; Thelebolales; Thelebolaceae.